GUCACUUAUAGCUAGUGGUGAAGCAGAUAGCUGGCCAGGGGAAGACAGCCGCCAUCACCUCACAUCUCACAUUAUUUUCCACCUUGUGAGACGUUAAACAGGAGGCUGUUUGGGGAGGGACGACCCCCGCCGCCGCUGACCAUGAGUUACGGCCGGGGACCCCCGGAUAUCAAGGGGAUGACGUCCCUGAAGGUGGAUAAUCUGACGUACAGGACGACGCCGGAGGACCUCAGAAGAUCCUUCGAGAAAUAUGGCGAGAUAGGAGACGUAUAUAUCCCCAGAGACAGGUUCUCCAGGGAGAGCAGAGGCUUCGCCUUCGUCAGGUACUAUGAUCGUCGAGACGCUGAAGAUGCGAUGGAGGCCAUGGAUGGACGAAGGCUAGACGGUAGAGAGCUCCGAGUACAGAUGGCACGAUAUGGAAGACCAGAGACCCCUCCACACCGAAGACGCCGCCGACGGUACUCGGACAAUUCCAGGUCAAGGUCCAGGUCUCGCUCUCGAUCACGGUCCCGGAGGAGGAGAAGGUCUUCACGGUCCAGGUCCAGAUCUCGCUCCCGUUCUCGCAGGCGCCAUUCUAGGUCUAGAUCUGGUAGCCGCAGUCGCUCACGAUCACAUUCGAGGUCACGUUCUGGAAGCAAGAGUCGCUCCCGCACCCCAGAUGAACGUCAAUCAAAAUCGCCCGAGAAACAGGAUAAGGAAAAUGGAAUGGAUGAGGCAGCAGCCAUGGAAGACGAACAGCAAUUGAAGCGCUCUCAUUCGCGCUCCAAGUCACGCUCGCGAUCUCGCUCACGUUCAAAGUCGAGAUCUAGGUCAAAGUCACGCAGCAAGUCUAGGUCCAGGUCACGCUCAAGGUCUAUGGAGUGAAGACUGGUUGAGCAAAGAAAGCAGUGGCCACAGUGGUCAAGCUGCACUGGAAAUGCUGAUUCCUCUCAAUUCCUGUCCAGAUAUUUGCAGUACUGGCAUGCUGGGCAGGUACUUGUUCAUUUCCGUGCUUACUGUGUACUGGAUCCCUGUCAUCUUAAGCUAAUUAGUUUAUUUGUCAAGGCUGAUGGUUACUCCCAUGUUUUAUAGUUAUUAUUUCUUAGUCUGUUUCUCUCUCUCUCUGUCCACUCAUAAGGUUAAGAAACAUUUUGAGGGUUUUUUUUUUUUAUUUCUGCACACCCCUUUGGGCUUAUGUAUGGAAUGUUUAUAUCCUCCAAUUGACAGGUGGUCUGCCUGCUUGGAUCAUGCUCAUUAGUUGUGAACAUUUUUCUCAAAUGUUUGGGAUCACCCAAUUGUAGUUCAAUUUCCAUGACUGAUAAUUCAGUUAACUAUUUUUAUCUAUUCUCAUUAUUUUUUAUGGGGUUUUUCAAAUAUAAUUGACAUGCUGUGGUAAUAAUUAAAAGUUAGAAUUUUUUUUUUAUUAAUGCCAUGGCUGGUUCCACCAUGAGCCAAGUUAGGAUGCAGUCUUGUUCAGAUGCAGGUUAGGUUAAACCUAAAAAUGUUUUAAUAUGUUUAUUAUUUGUAUGAAAUAUCACACCACCAGAAUUGUCUCUUGAAGCUCAGACAUGGGUCUUGUCAGAUUACACUUAGCCAUGUGCAUUAACUUUGUAUGCUUAGGAAAUAAAAUUGACAUGAAUGUCACAGACAGGACUUUCCUAUUCCACAUGCCAAAGGCUGGUAAGAGUAUGGAGUAUUGUGUGUAUUUACCCUUGUAGUAGCCAUGUGCUGAUGUAUAUUUCUACGCGCACAGGGCGUGGCAGUUGUUGCUGUUGUGUUGCUGUGGAGUAUGGCGGGUUGCUGUAGUGCGGUGUUAUGGCGGGAGCCGAGGCAGAGCCAGUCAGGCAUGCAGCCGACGGGGGGGGCCGCAAGGCGCAGUACUGGCUCGCAGGGCACCAGACCACUCCUCCCCUAUCACCUGCUUGCUCUCUCAUUGCUCCUUAUUCCGCACCAUCCACUGCUUGACACAUUCCCAUCCUACAUUUCCUCUUACCUCGGUUUCUUUAACAACCACUGCCCCAUCACAACCAACAGCCCACUUACAUUUCAAUAUUAUCCCUACCCCUAAAUCCAGUUGAUAAAAAUCCUCUUCUCCUAGGCCUUAGCUCCACGGGGAGUAAUGAUUAUUAGGUUGAACUCUCAAUCCAACUGAAAACACAUUAAGGCUGUUCUAAAGCUUUCGUUAACUUUUAUUUUGUUUUCAUAUAUGAGAAGUUGGCAAGGAGUGUAGUAACUAAUGUUAUCCUUUUUUCCUCCUGACUGUUGACACUGUGGUGCCCUGUGAUGCUGAGGAGGCGACUGACAGCUGCGUGCGGUCACCGGACAAUGGUGACUCGCUGCAGCUGUGGCGACCCUUGCAACGCUGAGGGUGGUGGGUGAAAGGGCGGGUGGGCUGGAGAGGGUUGGGCAGCAGAUGGCUACAUGCAGGCUCCCACAAGAAUCACUAGAAAUUAGCUUGGUGGCUACAUGCAGGCUCCCAGAAGUAUCAAACACUGCACACUUAUCUAGCUUGUGCCUACCUUUUUUUAAGCUGACAAAAUUAUCGACUUCGCUAGUAAUGUUAUUUGAAGGAUGAAAAAGACAUUUUUAUAUCAGCCUAGUGGUCAGCUAAGUACCUAACCAAAACACACAGACACUUCUUAACCCAGUAGACUAUUGUACACUAAUACAUACACUCUGCUUUAGCCUUUUGUACCUCUGAUCUGUGCCAAUGCUCACUUACGCCUAGUGGCAAGUCGUAGGUGGUUUUGACUGCUGUCAUCUGCCUGCGAGAUUGCAGAGAAUUUUUUUUAUACUGUGAACAAGGCCUCAACUUUAUGCUUCAUAUCACAAGGAAUCUAAUGCCAAGAAGCAACCAUGCGUAGUGACAGUCCACACGUGGGGGAUAGGACAAAUAUCCCAGAAAUACACUGACCUGGGCUUGAACCUCCCAUGGCCACCAUGUUAUGGUAUGGUACACAAUUUCUGAGGGAAAUAGUAUGCUGCUAAUAGAUCAGAUACGAACUGGGCAAAGCUUUUGUCUUUGCAUAAUGGAAACUGAACUGAUGUUUGUCCAGGCACAGUAACAUUAAGGAACAAAUGGGAAUCUUGCUUCAGCCCUGGUCACUUAUUCGUCAUGUAAUACUUCAAAGGGGCUUCCUCACCCUAAAUGUAUGUCAAAGGGUGCUAUGGAUGACAAGCUAAAAAAUGUAAGGACUCUGAAGGGAGUUUCUUGCGUGUUGAUAAGCACUAUCCGGUAACUGGUUUGCAAGUUGGCAUCAUUGAGAAUUGAGGUAUACAGGAUAAAAAAAAAAAAAGUCCUUGAUGCCAGAGGUAAAUGACUGCUGGUUAGGUGCUUAGUGAGCUGUUAGGCCCCCAAUUCAUAAAGAGCCGAAGUUCUAUUCAUUAGCAUGAUCUUUGUACACGGUAGCCCUUGUGGUUUAGCGCUUCUUUAUUAUAAUAAUUUGUACACGGUAGUGGAAUACGUUGAUAUCUGGCAACUAGCUCAAUAUAUGCACAAUGUCAAAAUUAUAGAUUUUUGUAUUGCACACUUAAUUAUUUUUGCUAGUUUCUUAGAAUUGAUUUAUGUAGGUGAUGUACAAGAACAGUUGAUAUCUUUUGACAUUUAUGAAGCUAGCCAGACAUGAGCAACAAAAUGCAGCCUGCAAAAUAUAGCUAUAAAUAUAGAGGUAAGAAAUAUAAAGUAGACACAUACAGAUAACUAGGUAAAUGAAGCCUGGAGAAUAAUACAUGUAUUUAUAUUUAUAUGUAUACUGUAUAUAUAUAAAUAUAGAAUAUAUAUGAAUUAGUUAGGCCUAAUGUAUGGUUUCUUUUCCAGAACGUCAUCACCACCGUGAUCUCUAAUUUUAGUUUUGAGACUUCGGUUUCUCGUGGAGAGGCUAUCAUGGAUUGGCUGUGUGAAUUGCUCUUAUGUAUGGGUUGUUUCAAACUGCAUCUGCAUGUGAUUAUCUCACUGGGAAUAUUAUUUAAGCUUUUAAAAAAAAAUUUGUUAGGGAUUAACAGUUGUAAUUUGCAAAUGGUUACUUAAUGUCAGUCUUUUACUCUGUGUUCUGAACUCUUGGGCUGUGUAAUAUUUAGAGCAUUUCCAUCAGUUGUGAGGUAUCUUAUAAAUUCUAAUUCCUCAACAGCACUGUAUAGCCCUUGUGGCUUAGCGCUUCUUUUUGAUUAUAAUAAUUUAAUUCCUCAAAAUAGGGUUUUUGCCUUUUAUUUUAACUAAUGCUUGUUGAUGAAAUUGUGUGAAUGGAAGAUGGUGGAACUAGUUGAUGCAUUAACACAAUAUUGGAAAUUCCUCUCCCACUCUUUAUCUUCUCCUACCUCAUGCCUUGCAUGUCUCCUCAUUUUUUUUUUCCUCUUGUACACCAAGGCAUGUCAGACAACACUAGUAUAUAUUUUGACAUGAGUUCUAUUGCUGUCUCAAUGUGAAUGUCGCAGUUGUACAGGUUGGUGCUUAGGCACUCGAAAUGGGGGGGAGAACAUAGGGUACAUUUCUUAAAUUUGUACAUUUUAUAAACUUUUGGAUAGAUAACUGCCCAAAGUGGGUUGAGGAAGGGAAAUCUGUUGCUACUUCAUUGAAGAUGACUUUUGCCAACUCCAUGGAAACAUUUUUUUAUGGGCUGUUAUUAUCUGGAUGUCUUUUUACAGUCAGAACAUUUUUUUCUCAGCAGUAGUUUUCAACAAAGUUUAAUUUUUUUUUGGGGCGGGAGGGGGCUUGAUUUAAAGUUUCAUAUGUACAGUACUAUGUAAAUCAGUAUUAUCAAAAAAUUUAUAUUUGAGUUUUUCUUGUGUUGAGGUUGAGUUAUAGAUAUUUGUCAGUGAACUUCUGAUGAGAUGUUUAACCCUUGUGGUUUAGCGCUUCUUUUUGAUUAAAUAAUGAGAUGUUUCCAUGGCUUUGUUAGGUACAGCUGGUGGAGAGUCUGUCUGUUUUUUUUUCAUUCUUAAUAUGUGAAGUCUUAAUGUUAAUUUUUUUUAUAGAGGAAAACCAGACUUCUGUUUAAUUUUUUUGUAGGUAAGUAUUGUAGUAUUUCAAAAUAAAAUAUAAAAAGUUC
Messenger RNA from Cherax quadricarinatus, 5024 nucleotides. RefSeq names its product serine/arginine-rich splicing factor 2. Gene Ontology annotation, molecular function: RNA binding. The record is from RefSeq and is a predicted model, not a curated record. Lineage: Eukaryota; Metazoa; Arthropoda; Malacostraca; Decapoda; Parastacidae.